Messenger RNA from Cucurbita moschata (crookneck pumpkin), 1509 nucleotides. Its product is annotated as exopolygalacturonase-like. Gene Ontology annotation, biological process: carbohydrate metabolic process. The record is from RefSeq and is a predicted model, not a curated record. Gene Ontology annotation, molecular function: polygalacturonase activity. Lineage: Eukaryota; Viridiplantae; Streptophyta; Magnoliopsida; Cucurbitales; Cucurbitaceae. The transcript has 6 exons. Bases 1 to 1509 code for a protein of 502 amino acids.
AUGAGUAGGAUCAAGCUGAGUUUCUUGGUUGCUACAAUUUUGACAUUAUUAUUGUUAGCUUUUACCGUCGAUGCUCAAUCUAGCGCCGAUGUUGUUUUUGAUUUGGAAGCAUAUGGUAACAUAGUGCCUGGUACUGACAUCACGACGGCUUUAGCAAAUGCAUGGAAGGAUGCAUGCGCGUCCGGUCGUUCUAGUGCAAUCGUUAUUCCGGGAGGGACAUUUGAAGUACGGGAAGGGAAUUUUGCAGGACCUUGUAAAAACCGAAUUGACUUCCAACUUGGAGGAACGCUGCGGGCACCAAAAGCUCUUCCAGGAGAUAAUUGGAUUAUUUUUGCACAUAUUGAUAGAUUGACAGUAUCGGGUGGAGGAGUUUUUGAUGGCCAAGGAAAGGAAGCUUGGGGAAAGAAUGAUUGCCAUAAACGCAUAAAUUGUGCCCAACUCCCCGUUAGUUUGAGGUUCAACUUCAUCACCAAUUCAAUCGUGACGAGAAUUACGUCACUUGAUAGCAAGAACUUCCAUAUCAACGUCCUCGGCUGCAACAACCUCACAUUCCAUAAUAUCAAUAUAAUUGCACCAGGAAACAGUCCCAACACUGAUGGAAUACACAUCGGUCGAUCAAAUAAGAUCACGAUCACAAAGUCCAAAAUUGCAACAGGAGAUGAUUGCAUUUCUCUUGGAGAUGGAAGCAGACAAAUUGAAGUCGCCAACGUGACAUGCGGGCCAGGACAUGGCAUAAGCGUCGGAAGUCUUGGAAGAUACACCAACGAAGAACCGGUUGAAGGUGUCCUCGUAAAGAACUGCACGAUGAUUAACACCACUAAUGGUGUCAGGAUCAAAACGUGGCCAGGUUCUGCUGCUGGAGGCACCGCCACCGAUAUGCACUUUUUGGACAUUAUAAUGGUCAAUGUUGGCAACCCUAUUCUAAUAGAUCAAGAGUAUUGUCCGUGGAAUCAGUGCAAUCGGCAGGUUCCUUCGAAAAUUAAGAUUAGUAAAGUGAGCUUCGAGAACAUUAGAGGAAGUUCUGCAACUCCCGUGGCAAUCAAACUUAUUUGCAGCCGUAGCUUCCCAUGCGAAGAAGUGAAAUUCCGUGACAUUGACCUCACUCCCAACGGGAUAACAGGUCCUAUUACAUCCCAAUGUACGAAUGUGAGACCCAUCGUCUCAGGAAAACAGAACCCUAAAAUUUGUGCCUCUCCUUAUCAACCUCCCCUAAACUCUUUUACCGUCGAUGCUCAAUCUAGCGCCGAUGUUGUUUUUGAUUUGGAAGCAUAUGGUAACAUAGUGCCUGGUACUGACAUCACGACGGCUUUAGCAAAUGCAUGGAAGGAUGCAUGCGCGUCCGGUCGUUCUAGUGCAAUUGUUAUUCCAGGAGGGACAUUUGAAGUCAGGGAAGGGAAAUUUGCAGGACCUUGUAAAAACCGAAUUGACUUCCAACUUGGAGGAACACUGCGGGCACCAAAAACUCUUCCAGGAGAUAAUUGGAUUACUUUUGCACAGGGGAAAGAAUGA